Messenger RNA from Thecamonas trahens ATCC 50062, 3355 nucleotides. Its product is annotated as cAMP-specific phosphodiesterase-4 B isoform. The record is from RefSeq and is a predicted model, not a curated record. Gene Ontology annotation, molecular function: 3',5'-cyclic-nucleotide phosphodiesterase activity. Bases 21 to 3218 code for a protein of 1065 amino acids. The transcript is spliced from 2 exons. Gene Ontology annotation, biological process: signal transduction. Lineage: Eukaryota; Apusomonadida; Apusomonadidae.
CAACCUCGAAUUGGCCCAGCAUGUUGGGCCACGAUAGGAUUGGAGUGGCCUUGAGUCUUGCAAUGGUAGCGACGACCAUACUCACGAGCCACAUUGCAGGAGGAAUUCUCACAGGCUAUGUCCCUCCUAUCAAUGUGACCAUCGUCGGCCUGUACCCUGUGACAGGUUCACUUGCCUCUCCAGGACAGGAUAUUGCAUCGGCGGCAAAGCUGGCUGUGUCUCACGUAAAUGCCGAGCCGCUGCUCCUCCCAAACACUCGGAUUAUUCUGGAGGCUGUGGAUACACAAGCUAGUGCGGCUCAAACAACGUUGUCGUUGCUGGCUACGUUGAGGAACGUUCAGCGCAUUGUGGCUAUCUCUGGAGCAGCAGUGUCAUCGGUCUCGCGAUCUGUGCAGAACAUCGUCUCAGUCUUCAAUAUUCCGAUGAUCUCGCCAGCUUCAACAGCAGCUGUACUCUCCAACAAGGCAUUGUAUCCUACGUUCAUGCGAGUUGUUCCGCCUGACACGCUCCAUGGCUCUGCAACAGCGUCGACAAUCAAGAGCAUCGGCUGGCGGCGAAUUGCAACAAUCUUUCACGACGACGACUACGGGAUCUCGUCGAGCCAGUCUUUGGUGACCAAGGCAGUGGAGCUCGGCAUCGAGGUCUCGGCGCAGAUCUCGUUUCCGUUUGGGACGACCGACUUUGUUACUGUUGUUGACGCAAUAGAAAAGCUCUCGGACACGCACGUCCUGUUCAUCGCAUGCUACACUUUUGAGGCUGUGGAACUCUUUCGUGAGCUCAUCAAGCGUGACCUGACCACCGGGCGGUUUGUCUUCUUUGGCUCGGAUUGGCUCGUCGACGAGUUUUUCGAGUCGGAUCUGGACCAAGACAAGCUCCACGGCCUGCUUGUGCUGCAAUACCUGCUUGAUUCAUCGCCGCUGAUGGAUGCGUUUACCGACGAGUGGGAGACGCUCAACUCGACCGAGUAUCUCGGCGCCGGCGACCGUACGUACAGCCAGUUUGCACCGCUCUCAUACGACACGGUCAUGACUACGGCGUACGCGCUGCAGGCUGCGAUCGACGAUGGCGUCGAUGUGUUUGACGGCCAGGUCCUGCUUCCGUAUAUGGCACAGACCACGUUCAUUGGGCUGACCGGCAACAUCAGCUUCGACGUCAACUACGACCGUAUCUCACCGCUGGCCAUUCGGAACUACAAGGGCGGCGCAGCAUUGCAGACGGUCGGCCAGUGGGACACCGCGUCGAACUCGCUGGUAUUUACCGACUCGAUCAUCUACCCUGGCAACAUGACACGGCCGCCGCACCUCCCUAUUGUGGCGUCGCCCGAGUCUGACAAGCUUUUCAUUGUGUUUGUCACGGUCGGCGUGGCCAUCAUUGUGAUGGCGGCGAUCAUGCUCACUGUGAGUAUAGUGAUCAUUCGGCGGCGGCGGGCGCAGGUUGCGUCGCUGGAAGAGCAGAACAAGCAGCUCAACCUGGAGGCGCGGGCACUCAACUCGCGGCUGGACGUGCUGUCAGAGCAAACAGCGAUGGCAUCUGGCCGGCAGAGCGGGCCGGUCAUUGACAUGCCAGUCAAUCAGGUGCUCGGCCUCUUGUGGCGACUGCAAGGCUCUGUCCGCAACCCCAUCGACGUCCGCGACAUCAACUCGGCCAUCGAGGCCAUCCAGUCGAACGUCCUAUUCACACCCGAGACCCGCGACGACGCCUCGGUCUCUUCGAACCGCGACAACCUUACCCGUGACUGGAUCCGCAAAACGCUCAUCGGAGGAACUGGGCCGGCUGCGGCCGGAACCCACGGUUCGGCCUCGUACACCCGCAGAGGCUCCCACGUCCGGUCCGGCUCGCGGAUUCUGCUCCCGAUCUCGCCCUCCCCGCCCUCCCCGCUCGACUUGGGCGUGUCGAGAGAGACUGCGUUCAAGCCGGCGCCGCACCUGGCACCACUGCUGGAAAACCUGGCGUCGCUAGAGUUUGACAUCUUUGCGCUCGCCAUCCGCGACACGUGCACGCUGCGAUCGGUGUUUUUGGCCAUCUGCACCGAGAAGCAGCUGUUCACCCAGCUCGGCCUCGACUCGUCGGCUCUGGCACGGUACAUGAUGGUGUUGGACAAGGCGUGCGAGGGCAUGUCGAACCCAUACCACAACGUGCUCCACGCCGCGGACAUGGUCCAGUUUGUGCACUUUCUCCUCUCGACCUCGGGCCUGUACGCGGUCCUCUCACCGCUCGAGUCGUUCGCUGCGCUGUUUGCGGCUGCGAUCAAGGACGUGGGCCACCCCGGCGUCGACUCUUCAUACCUGAUCAAGACCAAGUCGGUUCUCGCCAUCCGGUACUCGAAUCGGUCUGUGCUUGAGCAGCACGCAUUGGCGAUGGCAUUCCAGCUCGCCCUUGCCGACAAGUUUGACGUGUUUGCGCCACUGAGCGCCAAGUCCUUUGCCGCCUUUCAUGAGCUCGUUGUCGAGCUCGUGAUCGGAACCGACAUGCACAAGCACGUCGAGGUUAUGUCGCGCUUCAAGAUUGCGUUCGGACUCGGGCGUGAGGGCGGGUCGGAAGCAUUACCGCAGCAUGGCCAGGCACCGCUCCAGGGCUCGCAGCUGUUGGAAGGCAUCCAGUCGAACGCCAAGCUGAGAACGAUUGUGCUGCAGCUGAUUGUCAAGAUGGCGGACGUGUCGUAUCCGUCGCGGCCGUGGGCUAAGGCCAAUUCGUGGGCGCACCGGUACUCACGCGAGGCGUUCCAGCAGGGCAAGCAGGAGCGGGCGCACGGGUUGGCUGUCUCGCCGUUCAUGGACGGCAUGGCGUCGUCGGUGGCCAAGGCGCACGUGUCGAUGAUCCGCAUCGUGGCGCUCCCCAUGUUCCAGGCCUGGUGCGAGCUCUUCCCCAUCGACGAGUGCCUUGGCCACAUGCGACACUGCCUGCGGCACUGGUCGUCGGCGUCGACUGACGAGAUGGAGCACGCCCACGAGACGGCGCUCGCGGCCAUGGACGCCUUUGACCGGACAUUCUUUGCCUCGGACGGCGGCUCGCCGGUAGUCACCAACGGCGGCAUGCAGAAGAGCACGCUAGCGCCCAACCAACCCAACUACAUCGAGUCGGUCAUCUCAGGCCUUCUCGACGUCCUUGACGACGAUGAGCUCUGUGAGGAAGAUGAGGACAACGAAGCGACGCCGGUCGCGAGUGGGGCCGAUGCGGACAUCGCCGUUGCUCUUGACGCGCACGGCGGCGAGGAAUGAAGCACACAGCCCUACUCUCGGUUCUGCAGCUAUCAUAGUGUUAAUCGAACCAGCGCUUCUUCUUCUUGCCACCGGCAGAGGCGAGGACGGCGCGGAACUCGUCGACCAGCGAGCCACCGGCGUUGUUGCCACUCUCA